This is a messenger RNA of Dicentrarchus labrax (European seabass), 1634 nucleotides long. RefSeq names its product alpha-N-acetylgalactosaminidase. NCBI's taxonomy places the organism in Eukaryota, Metazoa, Chordata, Actinopteri, Moronidae. Gene Ontology annotation, biological process: glycoside catabolic process; glycosylceramide catabolic process; oligosaccharide metabolic process. Gene Ontology annotation, molecular function: alpha-galactosidase activity. Bases 138 to 1448 code for a protein of 436 amino acids. The transcript has 9 exons. The record is from RefSeq and is a predicted model, not a curated record. Gene Ontology annotation, cellular component: cytoplasm.
ACAUGACAGCUUACCUUACCAGGAAGAGAUAGACGUUGCAGCUGAGGGGAAAGUCCAGGAAGAAGAGAGUGCAGUCAUUUGCCUGCAACAACAAGAGUGACACAGAUCAGCCGUGUGCAUGCUGAAGCUUCAGAAAAAUGGGGCCCAUAGCAGUAACCCAGCUCCUUGCCCUGAUCUCACUGACUGUGGCCCUGGACAAUGGAUUGCUGAAGACUCCACCUAUGGGAUGGAUGGCCUGGGAGCGUUUUCGCUGUGACAUUGACUGUUCUGAUGACCCAGAGAACUGCAUCAGCGAGACUCUGUUCAGAGACAUGGCUGACCGGCUGGCUGAGGACGGCUGGAAGGAGCUGGGUUAUGAGUAUGUAAUCAUAGACGACUGCUGGAUGUCCAGACUGAGAGAUGAACAAGGGAAGCUGCAGCCUGAACCCUCCAGGUUUCCAGGGGGCAUUGGAAAACUGGCGAGGUAUAUCCAUGACCGUGGGCUGAAGCUGGGCAUCUAUGCAGACAUGGGCACUCACACAUGUAUGGGAUUUCCUGGCACCACACUGGACAAAAUUGAGCUAGAUGCCCAGACCUUUGCUAGCUGGGGGGUAGACUAUCUGAAGUUUGACAGCUGUUACUCAAAUCCUUUAGAACAAAUGCUGGGUUACCCUCUGAUGUCCAAGGCUUUGAAUGCUACAGGCAGACCUAUAGCCUACUCCUGUAGUUGGCCCGUCUAUGUGGGAGGACUUCCACCUGCUGUGAACUACUCUCUGCUGGGGGAAAUUUGUCACCUGUGGAGGAAUUACUAUGAUAUCCAGGACUCAUGGGACAGUUUGCAAGGCAUUGUUGAGUGGUUCUCCAACAACCAGGAUGAUCUGCAGCCGGCUUCAGGGCCUGGACGAUGGAAUGACCCUGACAUGCUCAUCAUUGGAAACUUUGGUCUCAGUGUGGACCAGGCUCGCUCUCAGAUGGCUCUGUGGGCAAUAAUGGCUGCCCCUCUCAUCAUGUCUAAUGACCUUCGAAACCUGGGCAACAUCGAGAGAGCAAUCCUGCAAAACAAAGUGGCCAUUGCCAUCAACCAGGACCCCUUGGGUAUCCAGGGAAGACGCCUCUUGCAGGAGAAGAGUCGGAUUGAGGUUUACUGGAGGCCUCUAUCUCAUUCAGCCAGUGCCCUUGUGUUCCUGAGUCGUCGGACAGACAUGCCCUACCUCUACCACACCUCCUUGGCUAAACUCAACUAUGAUGCUGGCAACUAUGAGGCCUAUGAUGUGUUUACUGGCUCGACUGUGAGGGGGUUGAACGCCACCUCAGAGUUUACACUCUCCAUCAAUCCCUCAGGUGUUGUCAUGUGGUACGUCUACCCAGAAAAAGAGUCCAAACAGGCUGACCUGCCCCACUACCGGCACAACAAAGGCUCGCAAUUCACAUUCCACAAAGCUAAUGCCAGGCAUCAUACUGUGUUAUGAGGGAUUUUAUUGAACUAUUUACAAUGCUGACGGGCUCAAUGAAAGCCAUGUCAACUUGAUCUUGACGUAUUGUUGAACAUAUGUUCUACACUGAUGUGUGUUUUCUUGAAACCAAUUCUUAUGUUGUGUUAUUUGUAGGUCAUUUCCUUAAAAAUGAAUAAAAGUUUCACUAAUUGUUUUACUCCA